Messenger RNA from Paramecium tetraurelia, 971 nucleotides. RefSeq lists its product as uncharacterized. NCBI's taxonomy places the organism in Eukaryota, Ciliophora, Oligohymenophorea, Peniculida, Parameciidae. The record is from RefSeq and is a predicted model, not a curated record. Gene Ontology annotation, molecular function: peptidase activity. The transcript is spliced from 4 exons. Gene Ontology annotation, biological process: protein modification by small protein removal.
UAUUAAUUAUUAUAUUCCAAAUGGAUAAUCAGAAGUACAAGGUUACACUCAACAUGUAUGAUUUGUCUUAAGGAAUGGCCAGACAAUUUUCACCUAUGUUUUUAGGGAAAUAAAUUGAGGCUAUAUGGCACACUGGAAUUGUAGUGUAUGGAAAGGAAUAUUAUUUCGGUGGAGGCAUUUGUGCUUAGAAUCCUAAAACGACUAUAUACGGAUACCCAAUAGAGGAAAGAGAAUUGGGAGAAACAGAAAUCCCACAGAGUACAUUUGAAGAAUUCUUGAGAAACAUAAGUUCAAAUUAUACAAUGGAGAAAUAUGACCUAUUUAAAAACAAUUGCAAUAAUUUUACGAAUGAAUGUGCCGAAUUUUUAGUUGGAAAGGGUAUUCCUGAAAACAUUACAGGAUUGCCAUAAGAAUUUUUAAAUACUUAAUUAGGAUAAAUGAUGAAACCCAUAAUAGAGCAAAUCACCAAUAAACAGGCUUCGGAUUAGACUGAGCAUUUUAAUUAAGUCUACAAUUAAGACUUAGACGUACUUCAAAAUUUCCAAAAUAUAAAUCCCUAAAUAAUAAACUAGCCAUAGCCUUAGCCACAGAUUGUUCCCUAGAACUAAACAGUUUAGGCAGCCUAAUAACAACCACAAUAACAUUCUUCAACAGAUACUAAUGUUAUACCAAUCGAGGAUUUAGAGUCCUUUUUUUGUUUGAUAGAGAGCAGUCCUCAAUGUGUUAUAGACUUUUAUACAGAUUGGUGUGGACCAUGCAAGACUAUAAAACCAGUGUUUCAUAAGUUAUCUUUAGACUACCCGCAUAUCAAUUUCUACAAUGUGAAUAUUGAGAAGGCCAGAGAAUUAGCAGAUUCAUUACAAGUGACUAGCAUCCCAACCUUCAUUAUUUAUCAGAAUGGACAAUAGAAAUUUAGAUGGACAGGAGGAAACCAAAAUACAUUAAAAGAAUACAUAGAUAAAAUAAAAUGA